Molecule: messenger RNA, 1566 nt
Organism: Scomber scombrus (Atlantic mackerel)
Lineage: Eukaryota; Metazoa; Chordata; Actinopteri; Scombriformes; Scombridae
Product: synaptotagmin-2-like
Exons: 9
Coding region: 167-1456 (429 amino acids)
Biological process (GO): regulation of calcium ion-dependent exocytosis; calcium ion-regulated exocytosis of neurotransmitter; cellular response to calcium ion
Cellular component (GO): synaptic vesicle membrane; axon; dense core granule
Molecular function (GO): phosphatidylserine binding; calcium ion binding; calcium-dependent phospholipid binding
Source: RefSeq, a predicted model, not a curated record
AGUGCGAGGAGGACUGCAGUUUCUGGUGCUGAUGGGAGAGCGGUCGAGGGACGUUAUUAAGGCAUUGUAACAUUAACCCUAAGUGCCUCUUUAGUGAAUGGGUAGCCUGUUGUGGAGAACAGGAUUACGGAUUUGCAGUUGUGCUGGGACUGUGGGUGCAGCCUAAAUGACGAAGUGGAACUUGUUCAAGCAUCAAACAACGCCCAUGGUAGCUGCUCAGCCAACGGGGGCCAGUGCCUUGACUGUGACCCCAGCCCCUGUCGCAUUAGUCUCUGCUGACAACACCACCGAACCAGUCGACAAGAACGAUGCCUUCGAUGAGAUCAAAAACAAGUUUCUGAAUGAGAUCGACAAGAUCCCACUGCCGUCCUGGGCCAUCAUUGCCAUUGCCGUGGUCGCUGCUUUACUCAUUCUAACAUGCUGCUUCUGCAUCAUCAAGAAAUGCUGUUGCAAGAAGAAGAAGAACAAGAAGGGCAAGAAGGGGAAGGGGGACAUGGGAAUGAAGAACAUGAAAGGGGGAGAGGAUGAUGAUGAUGAAGAAGAUGACGUUGAGCCUGGACUGACUGGAGAUGAGAAAGAGGAAGAAGUGAAGGAGAAAGAAAAGCUCGGGAAGCUGCAGUACUCCAUUGAUUAUGACUUCCAGGAAAACAAACUGGCUGUGGGAAUCCUGCAAGCAGCUGAUCUCCUCUCCAUGGACAGCGGUGGCACUUCUGACCCUUACGUCAAGGUCUUCGUCCUCCCUGACAAGAAGAAGAAGUAUGACACAAAGGUUCACAAGAAAACGCUCAAUCCUGUCUUCAACGAGAGCUUUACCUUCAAGAUUCCAUUCCAAGAGAUGGGAGGGAAGACUCUGGUAAUGUCAGUCUAUGACUUUGAUCGCUUCUCUAAACAUGAUGUCAUCGGUGAGAUUAAAAUACCCAUGAACACCCUUGACCUGGCAAAGGCAAUUGAGGAGUGGAAAGACCUGGACAGUGCAGAUCAAGAAGAGCCGGAGAAGCUGGGUGACAUUUGCAUCUCGCUGCGCUAUGUCCCCACUGCUGGCAAACUCACCAUUUGUAUACUGGAGGCCAAGAACCUGAAGAAAAUGGACGUGGGUGGACUGUCAGAUCCCUAUGUGAAGAUCAACCUGCUGCAGAAUGGAAAGAGGCUGAAAAAGAAGAAGACAACAGUGAAGAAGAACACUUUGAAUCCUUACUACAAUGAGUCCUUCAGCUUUGAGAUUCCUCUUGAGCAAAUGCAGAAAAUCCAAGCUGUGAUCACAGUGCUGGAUUAUGACAAGAUUGGCAAGAACGAUGCCAUCGGGAAGGUCUGGGUGGGAAACAAGUGCGCAGGGGCCGGGCUGAAACACUGGUCCGACAUGCUAGCCAACCCCCGUCGCCCCAUCGCCCAGUGGCAUCCACUGCAGCCAGAGGAGGAGGUGGAUGCCGCCCUCGCAGCCCUGAAUGCCAAGAAGUAAACUCCCACCAGAACACAUUGUCCUCCACUUCCACAUACCCAUACAUUUCCCAUCAUUUUCCCAGGUCCCACAUAUCAGUGUAUAUUCCAGAGAACACCUCUCCAACCUCC